Aureobasidium pullulans EXF-150 is the source of this 2572-nucleotide messenger RNA. RefSeq names its product glycoside hydrolase. Gene Ontology annotation, molecular function: beta-glucosidase activity. NCBI's taxonomy places the organism in Eukaryota, Fungi, Ascomycota, Dothideomycetes, Dothideales, Saccotheciaceae. Gene Ontology annotation, cellular component: cell surface; extracellular region. Gene Ontology annotation, biological process: glucan catabolic process. The record is from RefSeq and is a predicted model, not a curated record. The transcript has 2 exons. Bases 144 to 2384 code for a protein of 746 amino acids.
AGCUCACCCCCCACAAGUUCGCCCAGGCCAUCACCCCAACAACCAAUGUUGACAGAAACCCGGGGCGAAAUGAUGCACACCCACCACAUGUCGCCGUUUUCUCACAUUCCGAUAACAGAAAAUCAUAAUCCACAACCGUCAUCAUGCCACGAACACCCCGCGAUCGCGGCGAACGUGGUGAAAGGGAUCCAGAGCGCGAACGACACCAUCACCAACAACGACCCAGAAAAGGCCACCGCUACAACGACAGCACGAGCGAAUUGAUCGAAAAACCAACACAUCAACAUCGACGUCACCGCAGUGAAUCGCAAAGUCCUAGGAAAAAGAAAAAGAGAUAUUAUUAUCCUGAAGAUGAAACGACGGAGAGUAGUAAAUCUACUAGUAAUGCGUUGAGUGCUGGUGCUUUGUCGCAAUUGGAUGCGGCGAAUGUUGGUGAUUUGAGGUGGAAUAGUAAUGGCGGCGCUAAAGGGGCGGAGAGAUAUACGGAUGUCGAGGAAGAGAGGAGAAGACAGGAGAGAAGGGAGAGAAGAGAACGACGGAGGAGAAGAGAAGCUGAAGAAGGACUUAAUGUGGAUCGCCAUAAAGACGAGCGGAAGCAAUCACGAGUCAUCAGCGGCAGUUAUCUGGAACGUGGUACUGAGCCGUAUGAUGAGAAGGUCGUUUUGGUCGAUCAAAGGGUCCGUAUGAGAGGUGGCGCUGGCAGCGUCGAGUCUGAAGAGGAUGAAGCGCGGCGGCGGAAAAGACGGAGAAUCGGUAUCAUUGGCAUCGCUAUCCUUGUCAUAUUGGCAAUCGUGAUACCUGUCGGUGUCGUGUUGUCCAACAAAAGCAAAUCAUCGUCUUCUACAGAUUCAACAAGCGACACAACAACUUCAUCGAAUCAACCAUCGAACAAGAAUCUGAACGGCAUUUCGGAGUCAGAUAUACCCAAGGAGGCACAAGGAACAUACCUGGACCCGUUUACCUGGUAUGACACCACAGACUUCAAUGUCACAUACACGGCAGCCACCAUCGGCGGACUCUCGGUUAUGGGCUUGAACGAAACCUGGGACGACUCGGCCAAAGCAAAUGAGAAUGUUCCUGCGCUAGACAAAUCCUGGGAGUAUGGCAAGAUGCCCAUUAGAGGUGUCAAUGUGGGAGGCUGGCUCAGUAUCGAACCCGUCAUCACCCCUUCUCUCUUCUCCGACUUCAAAACCAGCGACGGCGUCAUUGAUGAAUGGACCCUUUGCAGCAAAUUGGGCGCCAGCAGAGCCCAAUCGACACUGGAACAACACUACGCUCAAUUUCUCACCGAAGCCGAUUUCGCCGGCAUCCAAGCAGCAGGCUUCGACCACGUCCGCAUCCCCUUUUCCUACUGGGCCGUAACAACAUACGAUGGUGAUCCAUACGUGCCCAAGAUAUCCUGGCGCUACCUCCUCCGCGCUAUCGAAUGGGCACGCAAAUAUGGAUUACGCAUAAACCUCGACCUCCACGGCGCCCCAGGCAGUCAAAACGGCUGGAACCACAGCGGCCAUCAAGGCGCCAUAAACUGGCUAGACGGCACAGAUGGCACCUUGAACGGCCAACGCACUCUAGACAUCCACUCCCAACUCUCCACCUUCUUCGCGCAACCACGGUAUAAGAACAUCAUCACCAUCUACGGUCUCGUCAACGAGCCCAAGAUGACCUAUCUAGACGUGGACACCGUACUAACCUGGACAAAAUCCGCAAUCACAAAAAUCAGAGCCAACAACCUGACCGCCAUAAUAACCUUCGGCGACGGCUUCCGCGGCUUGGACAACUGGCAAGGCGAGUUGCAAGAUUUCUCCAAUUUACUCCUAGACGUCCAUCAAUACGUCAUCUUCAACAACCAACAAAUAUCCCUCCCACACAGCGAUAAAGUAGCUUUCGCAUGCUCGGCAUGGACGAACCAAACCCUCCGCUCCAGCGACAAAGCCACCGGUUUCGGACCCACGCUUUGCGGCGAAUGGAGUCAGGCUGACACGGAUUGCGCCACCUAUCUCAACAACGUGGGCGUGGGAUCACGCUGGGAAGGCACGUUAAACAUGCUCUCCACACCCGGCGGCUCCCUAGACGGCAGCGUGCUGUCCCCCACCUGCCCUACCUCCAAUUCCCCCCGCUGCUCUUGCGCCAAUGCGAACGCCUCACCCUCGACAUAUUCGCCAUCGUACAAGCAAUUUCUCCUCGACUUUGCGGAGGCGCAAAUGCACAGUUUUGAGCAGGGGUGGGGGUGGUUUUAUUGGACGUGGAAGACUGAGUCCGCGUGGCAGUGGAGUUAUAAAGAUGGCAUUGCCGCGGGCGUUUUGCCGCAGAAGACUUGGGAUAGAAAAUAUAGUUGUGGGCAGGGGGUUGAUUAUGCUGGUAUGGGAUUGGCGGAGAAUUAUUAGUUGGAAAGGGGCGAGAAGCUUCUCUCUAGACAAUGAGAUUGAAAUUUUCGAUAUCAUCUUGCCUGUGUACAGCUGUGAAAUGGACGUCACUGGUGCGUGAGAGAGAAGGAAACAAUUUCACCUUGAGCGGAAAUAACAACACACCCAUAUUAUUUGGUUAAUGCAUUACGUCCCUACGAAGAGACCAG